This is a messenger RNA of Durusdinium trenchii, 2329 nucleotides long. NCBI's taxonomy places the organism in Eukaryota, Dinophyceae, Suessiales, Symbiodiniaceae. The record is from the annotation of a GenBank genome assembly.
AAGCUAGAGCCGCUUCACCAUUAGAUGGAACCAUCAUGGCCCGCCGUGUGCGCGCCGAAGCCAAGCCCUUGACACGCUGCCCCUACGGACAUGCACCGUCAACAGCGGCCUCGAGACCACCCCCGCCAGCAGUGGAAGAGACACUGCUUGAAGUCGUGCCGGAUGCUCAAUUGGAGGACGACCCUCCGCCGAGCCCACCCUCCACUGCCCGCCCAGACGAGGGCGAUGCCGUUGGUGCGGCUGUGCCGGUCUACGCGCCUGAGAGUGUCAUGGUCAAUGCCGUUGCGUUGCUCAACCCGCCAGCGCCAUGGAACGCAAUCGCUGAAUGUCGUCAACAGGCAGAACGCCUUGCAGAGCUCGAGAGCCAAGUCUUGGAGGAGUGCCGACAGCGGCAGGAGCGUCUUUGGCGCUCUGAGCUGCAGGAGCAACUGCAUGAAAGGGAUCAACACUGGCAACAGCAGCAGAAGGAGCUGGAGGGGCAGUUGGCCUUUCUGGAGCGACGGCUCAUCGAGAGCAAGGUCUCGAGUCAAGAGGCGGAAAUGCAACAGCAACAGGAUGCGCGCUUGCGAUACCAAGUGGUCCAGGAGCGCUGCAAUACGUUGGCCACAACGAUGGCGGAAGAGCAGGCGGCCUACAACGUGAAGCACUUGCAGCUAGAGCAAGACGUGUCAAAGCUCCAUGGGGAGCUUCUCGCCUCACAGAAGGAGAUGGAGGUGAUGCGACUUGAGGAGCGAACGCUGGCCACCUGUGCGCAGGAGGAGUUUCAGGCCGAAGCCGCUUGCAAUGCCUUCAGCCUCAGGCGAGCUGAGGCCCAAGCACGGCAAGCAGAGGAGGAGACUUCACGAGCGGAGGAGGCCUUCUCCGGCCUGCAGAUGCAGUUGCAAGCCACCAGGAAAGACUUCCAGGUGGAACACCUUCAAGUGGAAGAGCGAUUGCAGCAGGCGGAGCACUCGCAGCAGAUGGCCAGGCGUUUGAGUGUCGGCGAAGAGGAGCUCGCCGCCCGAGCUCAGAGGGAUCUCGAAGAGUCUCGUGCGGAGGCCAUCGAGACCAAGGCUGAGACAGAGGACUUGCGCGCUACGGUCAUGGCCUUGACCGCUGAGCUCCAGGUAGCACACCAGAAGGCUGUUUGGGAAGAAGAUCAACGGCAAGUCCUCCAUCGGACCUUGAAAGAUGCCUACCUGAAGCAAGAAGCCUUUCUGGAUGAGGUGCAUGCAGCCCAGACCUUUGCCGCAGAGGCCACCCAGCGUGCCGAGGAAACCCAGAGGGAGCGGCACCGCGACCUCCGUGAAUUCCAACGAAUCUUGCGACAGCAUCAAGACCGCUUGGAGCUGGAGCAGCGCAAGGAAGUUUGGGAAGAACUUCAGAAAGCUGUGCUGGAAGUGGCAUUAGAUGACACAGGUUCAAGCAACCACUGACUGAGGCGAUGAUUUUUGUUUGGGUACACCAUGAAACGGGCAGCUCUUUGAAAGGAAGUGGAAGCCAGGCCCGGCUGCACAAAUACGAUUGAAAAGUCUGCAGAGCCCACGCCACACAACUUGGCUUGAAGACUUGCAGGGUCCUGUUGGUGUCAGUGAAGGCCGGACACGACUACACGUCGGUCUCAGAAAGACUGAGAAGCGUUUAAAAGCUAUGGUGUCUACUUUGGGGAAAGAGCUGCAUAACCGCUUCAAACUGGGCCGGCAGACCGGGAAGACCAGUUCCAACAUUGGGAGCGCAAAGAUCGCUUGAAAAGAUGAAAAAGCGUGCCAGCAGAGCAGCGCACCGGGAUGAUCCAAAAGUAAUUCAGCACCCUGCCCGACCCUACUGGCAGCGAGCCAACCGUGCAAAACCACCCUCACAAGUCUUUUCAAGCCAACACCUGGAUUCAGUGCUGUAUUGUGCAAACGAACGCUAGUGUUGGGUUUGUUAAGUGUGCGAGGACCUGGAAGUUUUGUCAGGGGACAGGCCAAGUGACUGGUUGCAUGUCGAGAAAGGAAAAUGUUGACAGAUAACACAACACGAGAACAAAGCAAUUACGGACCAGGCCUGGCCAACUGGAGGAUAGAGUGCUCCAAGUGCCUCCACUGUCGCUCAGGAUGACUUCGGGAACUGAAAGCGUUUGCUUUCCACGCAGCCUGCCACUUCGCAACGUCGCCGACUUCUUUGAGGACCGCAGCUGUCGUGAGGCUGCACCAGUCAGAGAUGAAAACGCCCGCAGCAGUCCGCUGGUCGUGACGACAAAAGGCUGACCGGAGCUACAGGCGAUACAAUGUAAAUAGAAAUUUCAAAUUGGCCUGGGCAUGGUGUGGAAAGUGAAACGCAACUGGGGUUGAUUCGAUUUCAACGGAGC